Parasteatoda tepidariorum (common house spider) is the source of this 1230-nucleotide messenger RNA. RefSeq lists its product as uncharacterized. The record is from RefSeq and is a predicted model, not a curated record. NCBI's taxonomy places the organism in Eukaryota, Metazoa, Arthropoda, Arachnida, Araneae, Theridiidae.
AUGAACUAUGAGAGUUUAGGAGAACUUCCGAUAAUACAUAGCUUAUUUGGUGGCCUUGAAUCUCCGCAGCAAAUGCAUCGCUGUUUUAGAGUAUAUUUAACUAGUUUGGAUGAAACUUACAAUUGUAAUUUCGAAGUAUUAGAACAAGAAAAGAUAUGCGGUGACAUAAGGAAAACUCCUCAUGGACCAUGGAUGAAAGAAUUUCGGAAAGGAGGAAUAAAUUUAACUGCUUUGGAUUAUCGUUCCUCUUGCGCAGUCGAUUCUGAGAUUCAGCUACUGAUAGGAGCAGACGUUGCUGGGAAGCUGUUAAACGGUAAAACUCAGAAUUUAGGGCCUAUUGCAGUUGGCACUCACCUGGGCUGGACAAUCACGGGGAAAAUUCCACACCCUUUUCCUGUUUCGGAAUCCUGUUUGUUAAUCAUAUCCUUACUCACUAGUGACAUCAGCCUACCAGACAUGCGGAGUUUAGAAAGAAUAGGAAUUGCAGAUCCAGUCGAAAGUCAAACGAAAAUUGAGCUAUACCAGGCUGCUUAUGAACAUUUUCAAAGCAAUCUAAAAUUUAACAAUGAAGGUAGGUAUGAAGUGAAGUUACCUUGGCUUCAGCUACACCCUGCACUUUCUGAAGGGAGAGAAUUAGCAGAAAGAAGAUUGCGAACAACAAUCAACAGAUUGAAAGCAGCUCACAUCCUAGAAGCUUAUCUAGACGUCUUGCUGGCUGGAUUGAAGGAAGGAAUUAUUGAGGAAGUGAAUAUGGAUAAUGAGGUUCUGCCUGGACAUUUCCUUCCCCACAGAGCUGUAAUUAAAAAUUCAUCAACGACAAAAAUAAGACCCGUUUUCGAUGCUUCAGCACGAACGAAGAAUUCAACCACUUUGAAUGAUUGCCUUUGCAAAGGGCCUGAUUUUCUAGAACUUAUUCCCACUGUUUUAACUCGUUUCCGCAUGAAAAAAUUUGCGGCAACCGGGUAUAUUAAACAGGCCUUUAUACAGAUCAGUGUGUCUAAAGAAGAUAGGAACUAUUUAAGAUUUCUCUGGAUUAUAGACGGUGAUUUGAAUAAACUGAAAAUUUACAGACACUGCAGGGUUGUUUUUGGACUCACCUGUAGUCCAUUUUUGUUAAGCGCUAUUCUUAAACACCACUUAGCGAAGGCUCCACCUCAAUUGAAGGACACUGCUUUGUUAUUACAGGACACCUUUUAUGUUGAUAAUUGUCUCUCCAGAGGGCCGGGAUAG